CAGGAAGUGAGCUUUCACAAAGAAGAGGAGCACAGUCGAUGUCAUGGCUUCAGAUGUGAAGUCCAGAGCUAAGCGCUAUGAAAAGCUGGACUUUUUGGGUGAAGGACAGUUUGCAACGGUGUACAAGGCAAGGGAUAAAACCACAAACACCAUUGUUGCAAUCAAAAAGAUUAAAGUGGGACACAGAACUGAGGCCAAAGAUGGCAUCAACAGAACAGCUCUUAGAGAGAUUAAGUUGUUGCAAGAGCUCAGUCAUCCGAACAUUAUUGGUCUCCUGGAUGCUUUUGGACACAAAUCCAAUAUCAGUCUUGUUUUUGACUUCAUGGAGACAGAUCUCGAGGUGAUCAUAAAGGACACUAGUCUUGUAUUGACGCCAGCCAAUAUCAAGGCAUACAUUCUAAUGACGUUACAUGGUUUGGAGUACAUGCACAAUCACUGGAUCCUCCAUAGGGAUUUAAAGCCCAAUAAUUUGCUACUGGAUGAAAAUGGAGUCUUGAAGCUUGCUGAUUUUGGCUUGGCCAAAGCAUUUGGAAGCCCUAACAGAGUAUAUACACAUCAAGUAGUAACAAGAUGGUACCGUGCGCCAGAGCUGCUCUUCGGUGCCAGGAUGUAUGGUGUGGGUGUGGACAUGUGGGCAGUUGGAUGCAUUCUUGCUGAACUUUUACUCCGAGUACCAUUUUUAGCUGGAGAUUCAGACUUGGAUCAGCUUACAAAGAUAUUUGAAGCUUUGGGAACACCAACAGAAGAGACGUGGCCUGGAAUGUCCAGUCUUCCUGACUAUGUGUCAUUUAAACUUUUUCCUGGCACCCCACUUGAGCAUAUAUUCAGUGCUGCUGGCGAUGACCUGCUGGAACUCCUCAAGGGUCUAUUCACCUUUGACCCCUGCACACGCACCACAGCCUCACAGGCUUUGAAGAUGAGAUAUUUCAGCAAUAGACCAGGACCAACCCCAGGACCUCAGCUUCCAAGGCCAAACUCUUCAGCAGAGGCCCUGAAAGAAAAAGAAAACCUGUUGAUAGGAAUCAAAAGAAAACGUGACACCAUUGAACAAGGUACCCUUAAAAAGAAGUUGGUGUUCUGAGUGAUUUGGAUGGUCUUUUCUGCCAAAGGUGCUGCUGUGGUCCUCCAUGAAUUGCAAAUGCCCUGAUCAACAGUGCAUUUAGAGUUACGGAAUUGAACGUAUUUAUGUAUCAAUUAGUACAAUCUAUUUUACUUUUAUGUACUGUAAAAGAUUAAAUUAUAGAGAAAUGUUGAUUUGCCUGUUGUUUUGAUUUUGCACAUCACCAUAUUAGCAUGUACAAAGUAAGUAAGCUUAAAUGGAUAGUUCACCCUAAAAUUAAAAUUCUCAUCAUUUGCUCACUCUCAUGCCAUCCCAGAUGUAUAUGACUUCCUUUCUUCUGUAGGACAAAGAUUUUUAGAAGAAUAUUUCAGCUCUGUGGUUCCAUACAAUUCAAGUGAAUUGGGUCCAGAAGUUUGAAGCUCCAAAAAGCACAUAAAGGCAUCCUAAGUCAUCCAUACGACUCCAGUGGUUUAAUCCAUAUCUUCAGAAGUCAUAUGAUGGGUGUGAGUGAGAAACAGAUCAAUAUGUAUGUCCUUUUUUUAACUAUAAAUCUCCACUUUCACAGGCUAGAAGUGAAAGUGGAGAUUUUUAGUAAAAAUGUUUGAAAUAUUGAUUUGUUUCUCAUCCCAAGCAUUUGCAUAGCUUCAGAAAACAUACACAUCUGGGAUGGCAUGAGGGUGAGCAAAUGAUGAGAGAAUAAACAUUUUAGGGUGAACUAUCCAUUACGUUGUACAUGCUAAAGCACUGGAGUCAUAUGGAUUACUUUUAUUCUGCCUUAUGUGCUUUUUGGAGCUUCAAAAGUUAUGUACCCAAUUCACUUGCAUUGUAUGGACCUACAGAGCUGAAAUAUUCUUCUAAAAAUCUUUGUGUCCUGCAGAAGAAAGAAAAUCACACAUAUCUGGGAUGGCAGGGCAAGAUGAGCAAAUUAUGAGAACAUUUGCAUUUUGGGGGGAACUGUUCCUUUAACAGUGCAUAGACAAUAAAUAAUGUCUGUCCUUUUCAUACAAUGAAAAAGCAGUAAUGCUUGCAGGAAUUUCGGGUCUAGUGAAUUGUUUCCUUAACUUGUCGUGCUUUUUUCAUUAUUGUUAUUUUUUUAUUAUUAUUUUUACGUAUAGUAGCGACAAAGCAUUUGAGUGGUCAGGCAGUUUCAUUUGUUACGAGAUUAUAUCCAGUUGUCCUGAGAGAGGUGCUGUUGUCAGCAGCUUCCAUCUGUCAGUUCAUUGUUUGUCACGAACACCUGUGAAAUUUUGUGUAAUAUCU
Molecule: messenger RNA, 2320 nt
Organism: Xyrauchen texanus (razorback sucker)
Lineage: Eukaryota; Metazoa; Chordata; Actinopteri; Cypriniformes; Catostomidae
Gene: cdk7
Product: cyclin-dependent kinase 7
Exons: 12
Coding region: 44-1081 (345 amino acids)
Biological process (GO): protein phosphorylation; positive regulation of transcription by RNA polymerase II
Cellular component (GO): cytoplasm; nucleus; transcription factor TFIIH holo complex
Molecular function (GO): cyclin-dependent protein serine/threonine kinase activity; RNA polymerase II CTD heptapeptide repeat kinase activity; ATP binding
Source: RefSeq, a predicted model, not a curated record